AUCCGGUUUUGCAAUCUAUCAGUGUUAUGCCGUGAGAAAGAAAAUGUGGUUCUUCAGCAAUAAAGGGCCCUUUGGCUUUUAUGCCACCUCCACGGCGGAGCAAGUAACCCAAGGAAUUGAUGGCUCCGGUCUCUCCGCCAUUGUUACAGGAGCUUCAAGUGGUAUUGGGGCUGAAACUGCGAGGGUACUUGCCUUGCGCGGUGUACAUGUCAUUAUGGGAGUUAGAAAUGUCGGUGCGGGUCAUCGAUCUAAGGAAGCAAUCAUCAAACAAGUUCCAUAUGCAAAACUUGAUGCAAUGGAGUUGGACCUCAGUUCUAUGACAUCAAUCAGGAAUUUUGCGUCAAAUUUCAAUUCUUUGGGCCUUCCUUUAAAUGUGCUAGUAAACAAUGCUGGCAUUAUGGCAACACCUUUCAUGCUUUCAGAAGAAAACAUAGAGCUGCAGUUUGCAACAAACCAUGUAGGACAUUUCCUCUUGACAAAUUUGUUGCUGGAAACCAUGAAGAAAACUGCUGAUAAGUGUAAGCAUGAAGGAAGGAUCAUAAAUGUCUCUUCCCGAAGGCACAAAUUUCCAUACAAUGAAGGAAUCCGUUUUGAUAAAAUUAAUGAUGAAUCAGGGUACAACAGCCUAUCUGCUUAUGGACAAUCAAAGCUUGCUAACGUGCUGCAUGCUAAUGAACUUGCUAGGCGUUUGAAGGAAGAAAAUGUGCAAAUAACAGCUAACUCCCUUCAUCCCGGAGCAAUUGCCACAAAUCUUUUCCGUCACUACAGCUUUUUAAAUGGUCUUGUUGCAGCUCUUGGUAAGCACGUGAUGAAAGAUGUUCACCAGGGAGCAGCAACAACAUGCUACGUCGCAUUGCAUCCAGAUGUUAAAGGCAUGACUGGGAAAUACUAUGCUGACUGUAACUUGGCUGAGACAAGCUUGCAAGCUAAAGAUCAAGAUCUGGCCAGAAAGCUAUGGAACUUCACCAAUAACCUCAUAGACAAAUCUACAACUUAGUCUAGAACUUUGUGUUAUAUUUUGUAGAGAAUAAUUAUCUGUUUGGUUACUUUUGGAUCAUGUUAGUGAGAAAAUAUAGCAUUCUAUAUCUA
Molecule: messenger RNA, 1089 nt
Organism: Salvia splendens (bonfire salvia)
Lineage: Eukaryota; Viridiplantae; Streptophyta; Magnoliopsida; Lamiales; Lamiaceae
Product: short-chain dehydrogenase TIC 32, chloroplastic
Exons: 8
Coding region: 44-997 (317 amino acids)
Source: RefSeq, a predicted model, not a curated record